Acanthosepion pharaonis is the source of this 609-nucleotide messenger RNA. Lineage: Eukaryota; Metazoa; Mollusca; Cephalopoda; Sepiida; Sepiidae. The record is from the annotation of a GenBank genome assembly.
AUGCAUAUCUAUCUAUCUAUCUAUCUAUCUAUCUAUCUAUCUAUCUAUCAAGGCCUCCUAUCUUAUUUUGUUCAUAUCUAUCUCUAUGCAUCUCAUUCUGUUCACAUCUAUCUUUCUCUGUCUAUCUCUUUCAUUUCAUAUCUAUGUAGCUGUCUAUCUAUGUGUCUCUCAUUCUGCUCGAAUCUAUCUGUAUCUAUCUCCCUAUCUAUCUAUCGAUCUUCCUAUCUCAUUCUGUUCAUAAGUAUCUAUGUCUAUCUAUCUAUUUCCAUCUCAAUCUCUUCCCAUAUCUAUCUCUCUCUUUCAUUCUUUUCAUAUACUUUCUUUCUUUCUUUCUUUCUUUCUUUCUUUCUUUCUUUCUUUUUCUCAUUUUCAUCCCUAUCACUCUAUCUAGCUAUAUAUUUCAUUUUCCUAUCUGGUUAUCUGACUCAUUUUCCCAUCUAUCAAUCUAUCCAUCUCUUCCGAUCUAUCUAUCUAUCAACCCAUUGUCCUAUUCUGAUCAUAUCUAUAUUCCAAUCCACUAACCCACUCUCUUCAUAUCUAUCUAUCUAUCUAUCUAUCUAUCUAUCUAUCUAUCUAUCUAUCUAUCUAUCUAAUUCUGUUAAUAUAUAA